This is a messenger RNA of Nematostella vectensis (starlet sea anemone), 2546 nucleotides long. RefSeq names its product eukaryotic peptide chain release factor subunit 1. The transcript is spliced from 14 exons. Gene Ontology annotation, biological process: cytoplasmic translational termination. Gene Ontology annotation, cellular component: cytosol; translation release factor complex. Bases 214 to 1530 code for a protein of 438 amino acids. Gene Ontology annotation, molecular function: sequence-specific mRNA binding; translation release factor activity, codon specific. The record is from RefSeq and is a predicted model, not a curated record. Lineage: Eukaryota; Metazoa; Cnidaria; Anthozoa; Actiniaria; Edwardsiidae.
AAGGACAAAUUGCACCAUUUCUCGUUUCGCCCGGAACACAGAGAGAAAGCGUGGACCAGAAAGUCUAGAUCCAGCACGAACUUCUUGAACAUUUUUCCCGUUCUAGUAGUUACUAGUUGAACCGUAAGAUUAGCUCUAUUGUGUAGUUCAUAGAAGUUUUAUGAGUACUAGUUGUUAGAAAACUACGAGAAAACCAUAUCGACUAUUGUCGUCAUGUCAGGCGAAGGUACCGAGGCAGCCGACAGAAAUGUCGAAAUAUGGAAAAUCAAAAAGCUUAUUAAGAGUUUGGAAGCGGCUAGGGGAAAUGGAACAAGCAUGAUCUCUCUGAUCAUUCCACCAAAAGACCAGAUUUCCAGAGUUGCUAAAAUGUUAGCAGACGAGUUUGGCACGGCAUCUAAUAUCAAGAGCAGAGUGAAUCGUCUGUCUGUAUUGAGUGCCAUCACUUCUGUACAGCAGCGACUAAAACUCUAUUCUAAAGUUCCCCCAAAUGGUCUUGUAGUGUACUGUGGAACAAUUGUCACAGAUGACGGCAAAGAGAAGAAAGUCAAUAUAGAUUUUGAACCAUUUAAGCCAAUCAACACAUCAUUAUAUCUUUGUGAUAACAAGUUUCAUACUGAGGCAUUAAAUGCCUUACUAGCAGAUGAUAACAAAUUUGGGUUCAUCGUGAUGGAUGGUAAUGGUGCAUUGUUUGGUACUCUAUGUGGUAACACCAGAGAUGUACUUCACAAGUUUACAGUUGAUCUGCCCAAGAAACAUGGUCGUGGGGGACAGUCUGCCCUUCGUUUUGCUCGUCUCCGGAUGGAGAAGCGCCAUAAUUAUGUGAGAAAAGUUGCGGAGACAGCAGUACAGCUAUUUAUUACAAAUGACAAGCCGAACAUUACAGGGAUGAUCCUAGCUGGUUCAGCAGAUUUCAAGUCAGAACUGAGUCAAUCAGAUAUGUUUGAUCAGAGACUGCAAGCUAAAGUUCUCAAGCUAGUGGAUGUGUCAUAUGGUGGAGAGAAUGGAUUUAAUCAGGCAAUUGAGCUGGCCUCAGAAGUUCUUGCUAAUGUGAAGUUUAUUCAAGAAAAGAAACUGAUAGGGCGUUAUUUUGAUGAAAUAUCCCAAGACACUGGAAAAUAUUGUUUUGGUGUUGCUGAUACACUCAAGGCAUUAGAGAUGGGUGCGGUUGACAUUCUCAUUGUCUGGGAAAACUUGGACAUUCAAAGGAUAGUACUCCGUAAUCAUCAAACAGAUGAGGACACAGUUCUCCACUUGAACCCAGAACAGGAAAAAGAUAAAACACAUUUUAUUGAUAGUGAGUCUGGUGUUGAGCUUGAGUUAGUCGACAAAAACCCACUUCUAGAAUGGCUGGCAAACAAUUACAAGAACUUUGGUGCCACUCUUGAAAUCAUCACAGACAAGUCCCAAGAGGGGGCCCAGUUCUGUAAAGGAUUCGGAGGAAUUGGAGGCAUUCUCAGGUACCGCGUGGAUUUCCAAAGUAUGGAGUAUGAUGGUGACCCGCUGGAAGAUUAUGAUGACGAAGAGUACUAAACUACUCUUUACUUAUCACUAAACGCUUAUGGCAGAAGGACAAUGUGCAAGAAUAGACGUUUGCAGAGCAGCGAUAAGGUUGAAAGCAGUGGUUGUAAUUUUCUCAAAGACUAGACCGAGUGCCAAACGGUGUAAAAGAGAUGAACAAAGGGUGUGUCGAAGAUUGGAAGUGUUUUGUUUGAAGUGCGUGGGAAUAGACAUAAUCCAUAAGACACUUCAUGCAUUAGUAGAGUUGGAUACAUUGCAUAAGGUUGUGAGAUGAGACAACCUCUGUGGAAGAAAGAAAAGUCCUGUUCUGAUGUCAAUCGGUUGUCUCAAAUUUGAGAACAUCUGAUUGGUAUGAGCCUAACUUUGUAGCUUUUAUGUUUGUCAAUGAAUCAAAAAUUGUGAUUAUCCCAUUCUGGCCAGUUGACCUUCUUGCACUGUGUCUUGGUGACCAUGCUAACGCGGUUCACAUUGCGAAUCUCAGCAGAAGAGAUAUUUUACAAGACGGACUAUGGAACUGUAACUGAAAUGCUAACUCAGUCCACAUGACAUGAUCUAAACAUUUUCCAAUAAAAAAUGGAUUUAAAAUGGUUAAAUGGCACGUCUUGCUGAAUGAAAGAUUAGCAUUUUGUAAACACGCCUCAGCAGGAGAGAUUUCAGACGUUACAAAGGUGAUAACCAUAACGCCCACGCUCGAUAUAAACUAAAGACAUGAAACAUAUUACUUUUAGUCUAGUCUCUGUCCCCGAAUUACGGUAGAUUAGAACUGGAACAGAGCCUCGUCUUAAAGUUUUAUGUCUUGUGAGUUAUUGGGAUAUUAUGUUUCACGUUUCAACUCAACUUGUUACGGCUGCAUAGCAUGGUUAGCGGUUCUUGUUCUUCGUUUUGAAAUUUCAGUAAAACUUGAGGUUGAUAUCAAUAACUGACCGCACCUUUGUACCUGUAUCUUUACAAAUCCCCUUACGUGACGGGUCGAGAACAAUUUAAUAAUAUUUCUGGCAGGAUUGUGAGAAAUAAAGGAAAACAAGUAA